This is a messenger RNA of Emiliania huxleyi CCMP1516, 985 nucleotides long. RefSeq lists its product as hypothetical. The record is from RefSeq and is a predicted model, not a curated record. Gene Ontology annotation, biological process: metal ion transport; transmembrane transport. NCBI's taxonomy places the organism in Eukaryota, Haptophyta, Isochrysidales, Noelaerhabdaceae. The transcript has 4 exons. The annotation marks the transcript as partial. Gene Ontology annotation, cellular component: membrane.
CAAGCUCUGCUAAGCAGUGUGACGUCUGAAGUGCUCUUGUGCGCGUGAACGACACUGGCUCGAGUUCUGGCAGCGAACGGCGUCGGAGGAGGCGAGCAGAAAUCCGCUGUGUGUCGUCGGCUCAAAUCCAACCACCCUCCACAGUCCACCCCGGUACGUUCAACGCCGGACAUCGCGACACCAAUGGAAAGGAGUUGGUCCUUGGCUCGUGCUGAGCGCUCCCAGGCGCGCGGGUGCUGCUGAAGUGGCAAGCGCAUAGAGCUGUCGACGACCAAGACGAACAAGACGGGACCAAGACCUACGACUCUAACGACUCGUGGCACGCUGCACGGCGCAGCUCAAGGUUGCGCAAAUGGAGGGCUGCACCAUUCCCUCGCUCGAGCCGCGCGCGCCUCGACUGGGCGGUCCACUACCUCUCCUUGCCGUGGAAGCUGCUCUUCGCGUGCAUCCCGCCCACGCUCUUCUUCGGCGGAAAGGCCACCUUCGUCGUCGCGCUCGUCUGCAUUGGCGCCGUCACCGCGAUCAUCGGCGACGUCGCCGCCCUUUUCGGCUGCGUGCUCGGCAUGCCCGACGCGAUCACCGCGAUCACUGUCGCGCUGGGCACCUCGCUCCCCGCGAUGUCCGACCCCACCGCCGACGCCGCCGCGUCGGCAACGUGACGGGCUCGAACGCGGUGAACGUCUUCCUCGGCCUCGGGCUGCCGUGGAUGAUCGGCGCGCUCUACUGGAGCCGAAAGGGCGGCGGCUUCGUCGUCCCCGCCGGCGACCUCGGCUACUCGGUGACCGUCUUCUGCGUCUGCGCCGUCCUCUGCCUCGGCAUGCUCACGCUGCGCCGCUCGGUCCUCGGCGGCGAGCUCGGCGGGCCGAGCUGGGCGGCGGCGCGCGACCGGAGCCAGGGCGCCGGCGUCGCGCAGGCGCUGCUCCAGAAGCGGGUGGUGGCCGUCUCUUCUUCCUCCUUUUGUGGGCGGUGUGAAUGAUUUUACUUU